Messenger RNA from Malus domestica (apple), 2180 nucleotides. RefSeq names its product pentatricopeptide repeat-containing protein At1g26460, mitochondrial. NCBI's taxonomy places the organism in Eukaryota, Viridiplantae, Streptophyta, Magnoliopsida, Rosales, Rosaceae. The record is from RefSeq and is a predicted model, not a curated record. Gene Ontology annotation, molecular function: protein binding.
ACCGUACAUCUCACUGUCACUGUGACUGAGCUCCAUCAAUGGCGUCCCAAAUGGCGAUCCUCGCGCGGACCCGAACGCUGGCCAAAAUCCUAAACCCGAACCCGGGAUUCAAGUCCAUCACAACAGUCACAUUUCUCUCCCAGGAGCCUCAACUCGACGUCGAGCCGACUCACCCCAUCGCCUCCACCCCUCUCCCUCCGAACCCCGCCUCCGGAAGCCCCAUGUACAACGAGAACUGGCGGAAUCCGGCACCCAACUCGCCCAUGGGUCAGUCCCCGCUUCCCAUCGGGUUCCUCAACCAGUCCCCGAGCGCCCGAUUCCAGGCCAUGUCGCAAAACCUAGACGCGCAGAGCCUAAUGAACGAGUUCGCCGGUUGGAUGACAUCACAGCGAUGGCUGGACAUGAAGCAGCUGUUCGAGUUCUGGGUUCGGUCGUUGGAUAAGAACGGGAAGCCGAAUAAGCCCGAUGUGAGCUUGUAUAACCAUUACUUGAGGGCCAAUUUGAUGAUGGGAGCCUCGCCGGGGACGAUGCUGGAUCUUGUGGCGCAUAUGGAGGACUACGGCAUCACGCCCAACACGGCGUCGUUUAAUCUCGUCCUCAAGGCCAUGCACCAGGCCAGAGAGACCGAGGCCGCAGAUAAAUUGCUCGAAAGGAUGUUGCAGACAGGGAAGGAAUCUCCGCCUGAUGAAGAGUCAUAUGACUUGGUUAUCGGCAUGCUGUUACAAAUGGACCAGAUUGACGCCGCCUUGAAAUAUAUAGACUUGAAUUUAAAAUCUGGUUACAUGCUGUCAAUGCCGGUGUUUAGAGAAUGUGUACGAGGCUGUGUCAAUAAGGGAAAACUAGAUACUUUGGUUUCAAUUAUCGACAAGUGCAAGUCAAUGGAUCAAAACAAAGCUCUUUGCCCUCCAUGGAACUUGUGCAACUACAUUGCGGAAGUUGCUCUGCAAGAGGAUAAUAGCAAAUUAGCAUUUCAUGCCCUGGAGUUUAUGGCCAAAUGGAUUGCUAGGGGUGAGCAAGCAAGACCUAUUGUUUUUCUUUCUGCAGAUGAAGGGCUGCUUGUGUCAGCACUUGCAACUGCCGGCAGGACACACAAUACUACUUUACUGGAUGCAUCAUGGGCAAUCUUACUACGCUCGUUGCGCCAAAAGAAGGUUCCUAAUGCAGAAUCUUACCGUGCAAAGAUAUGUGCCCUUGCAUCGCUAGGGAGUCUUCAAAGAGCUUUUAGUACUCUCCGUGAAUAUGAGGCUGCUUAUGGUAAUUCCGAUAAAGAAGCAGAAGAGGAACUGUUCUCCCCAUUUACUUCAUUAUAUCUGCUGGUUGUUGCCUGCUCUAAGGGAGGUUUUGGAACUUUGGACUCGGUGUAUUAUCAAUUAGAAAAUUUGAGCCGUGCAGACCCUCCGUACAAAUCUGUUGCUGCAUUGAAUUGCAUAAUAUUAGGUUGUGCAAAUACCUGGCAGAUUGAGCGUGCUUACCAGACCUUUGAGGCGAUUAGUUCUACAUUUGAAUUGACCCCUGAUAUACAUUCUUACAACGCUCUCAUGUAUGCUUUUGGAAAGCACAAGCAGACUUUUGAAGCUUCAAGAGUAUUUGAGCACUUGGUUAGUGUGGGCGUCAAACCCAAUGCAAAGUCGUACUCGUUACUUGUAGACGCUCAUCUCAUCAACAGAGAUCCAAAAGCUGCGGUCUUGGUGAUUGAUGACAUGGUAAUUGCUGGUUUUGAACCAACGAAAGAAAUGCUGAAAAGGGUCAGAAGAAGAUGUAGGCGAGAGCUCGACUAUGAGAGUGACGAUCAUGUUGAUACCUUGGCCAAAAGGUUCAAAAUUGUGAUGGGUUCAGAGAAUCGCAGGGACUGGCUGUUCAACCUCAACUACAGCACCGGAUAUGCCUAAAUAUAUGGUUUGACGAAGCUGAUUGGAUACGAGAUCCACCUCGAACGCUCGUAUCUUCCAGUGUAACUUCAUCCGAAUAUGUACAUUACCUCGGAUUUUCCAUCGAGUCUUGGCAGGAUCUUUGCUAGGAUAAUAGCCUCCUAGUUCCUUAUUGUUUUUUUUUUGUUCUUCAUAUGUAACGUUUUUGUGCUUUUUGAGCGAAAAUGAGUAGUAAAUUGUUAGACAGGAAAAAUAUAACCUUAAAAUUGUUGCCAAUAAUGGUAGGAAAAAUGUUUCUUGUUUCGUGCCCAA